Messenger RNA from Durusdinium trenchii, 874 nucleotides. The record is from the annotation of a GenBank genome assembly. NCBI's taxonomy places the organism in Eukaryota, Dinophyceae, Suessiales, Symbiodiniaceae.
CGAUGAAGAGCAUGCAUUCCGUGUGAGAUACCUAACAAGUCAGAAACGUUAACUUCCCAGAACGGUAGCAUGGUGCAUCUGGAGCUUUGGCAAGAUCAGGUGCGAAGGCCUCGGAUGGAGCGUCACAAGGCCGCCGUCGCCAUUGUGAAGGCGAUGGCUCCCGAGGCACACAGUCCUCCAGCCUUGCGCCGUGCCGAGCGACAACGCUUUGCAGAAGCCUUCGAGGCCUUCAAGGCCCCGAAUGCGAAGGAAGGGCUCAGCGUUGGAGGAUUUGUCAAGCUCUGCCAGCGCUGCUUUCGGUUCAGCGACACCUUCGGUGCCAACGAGGCCGAAGAGAUCUUCUGGGAGGUGGUGUUGCCCGGUGGAGAGAUGGACUUACAAGGCUUAGACACGGCCCUCUCCCUGAUCGCUUGGCGCUUCGGGCGCGCCGCGGGUGCCUUGAAGCGUGCGGUGAGCCUAGCAGGGGUUUCAGAGGGCAAGAACUUGCCGGCCUUAGCCAACAAGGAGAUGCCACGACACAACGUCAGGCCUUGGGUGGGUGGCGCCUGAAGAAUGGGCCCUUCUGCUCCAGGCCGGUGUUCACCUUGACUGCUGUGGCUUCAUGUACAGGGCGGACAGCUGUUUUUUUUUUUUUUUCGCAGUUUUGGUUCACAGAGGAGGCAGGCACCAUUUAAUCCGAAGCGUGGGCGUGUAUGUCGUCCAAAGUGUCCUGCUCCUCCUGCCGUAGGACGGUUUUGGGGGCUGUGGCACGGAGAAAGCACCGAUGAAACCAGCGUGCCUGGCACGAUGGCGGCACAUGUUUCGAGCAGGGGCCAGGGCUGCGUUAGAGCGGGGCCGGGGCUGCGUUAGGGGCCAGGGCUGUGUUUGGAUGGGG